This is a messenger RNA of Rhinichthys klamathensis goyatoka, 946 nucleotides long. It is a transcript of the gene wbp1, whose product is annotated as WW domain binding protein 1. The transcript has 4 exons. The record is from RefSeq and is a predicted model, not a curated record. NCBI's taxonomy places the organism in Eukaryota, Metazoa, Chordata, Actinopteri, Cypriniformes, Leuciscidae. The coding region runs from base 151 to 795 and encodes 214 amino acids.
UGUGUGUGUGUGUGUUAUUGCUGUGAUUGUGAUGCUGCUGCCCUCUGUGGAUCAUCACACUCAUCACACAGACAUGACGCGCGUCUGUUCAUCUGAAGCUUUAUGAUUAACUUAUGAUUAACUGGAGUUUGGGAAGAAACGCGCAGAAAGAUGCCGCAGAAGACGCUGUGCUCCGCCGUGGGGCUUCUCUGCGCAGCGGCGUGUUUAGUUCAGGGGAAGGAGUUUUGUUUCGGCGUGAACAAUGAACAGUACCGCUGUGAGAUGGGCUACUGCUGCGGGGAGACCGAGUGCUGCACUUACUAUUACGAGCUGUGGUGGUUCUGGCUGGUCUGGACCCUCAUCAUCAUGCUGAGCUGCUGCUGCGCGUACAGACACCGGCGGGUGAAGAUGCGACUCCAGCAGGAGCAGAGACAGCGAGAGAUCAGCCUGAUGGCCUAUCAGGGGGCGUCCAGUUCCUUCAUCACUCCUGCUCCUCUCAACCUGCGCUUGUGGACGGACUGUAAGCUGCCGGACUAUGAGGAGGUUCUGGCUCAUCCUCCGACGCCUCCUCCACCGUACUCAGAGUCUGUGGACCCGCAGAACCAUCAGAACCCACAGGACCCGCCCGCACCGGUUCCGGAGCAGGAGAACAGCCGGCGCCGGCACGUGACCGGGGACUCGGGCAUCGAGGUGUGUGUGUGCCGGCUGGACCAGGACCAGGGCCUGGAGGAGGCCGAGGGGUGUCAGGGGGCGGCCGGCUGCUGUUCCAGCGCUGGGAAAGAUCCAGCAGAACCAGAACCCGAGCGCCUCGUGUGACCGAUCACGAGUGAGCGAGACUCUGAGCUUCUGUUUCCCAGCAUCCCUCACGCUUUCCUCGACUGAGCCACUGCUCGUUUCUCACCAUGACUGCGGCCCAGAGCGGCACACACACACACACAGAGAGUGUAAAGGGAGUGUGUGUUUUCAU